AAGACUCCGUCUCAAAAAAAAAAAAAAAAAGAAAAGAAAAAUUAAUGCAAAAGAGACAAAUGACCCAACAGAAAAACAGGCCAAGGCUGUAGGCAGGUGAUUGCCAGGAAGAGAAACAGAGGCGAGGAGCUAAGGGCAAAUAGGGAGAUGGGGAGAGGGAGGAGACACAAGCAUGAAGGGGUCAGAGAUGGGUCAACGCAGGCAGCACCUGCAGGCACAGCAGCCAGGAGCGAGGUGAGCAGAUGGAGGGAAGUCAGGGAGACCCGGGGGAGGGCUGGACAUGGGCGAUGCUGGCCAGAUGGGUGGCCAGGGUGGGGCUGGGGAAAGAUGACCAGGCUGGGUUCUCAGGCCCCGGGCAGCUGGGGCAUGGAGGGAGCAGGUCCACAUCAAAGGGGUCAUGCUACCAGCAGCUGGCAGGGCCCCACCCUUCCCCGCUCAGCCAGGCUUUGCCCUUUGAUGUGUACAGGGGGAGGGGGUUCUGGGUCCCCUGGGCUUCCCUGCCCACUCCCCACUGGGCCCUCAGUGCUGCCAGGGCUGGCCCAGCCACCCGGCUUGGGGGAGGGAUAGAGUGGAGGGUGGUGGCUUGAGGCUCCCGAUGUGGAGUCAGAACCAGGGAGGAGGUCUCCCAGUUGGAGGAGUAGUGGAGACAUAGGCUUGUGUCCCCAGUGCCUAUGAGGACAGAGGGGCCUGCCUGGGCCAUACCACUCUCAAGCUGGGAUAGUCUUGGCCCCGUCAGACCCACUACACAGAGGGGCAAACUGAGGCCCGGAGUGGCCGGGGGAGGUGGUCUUUACGGAGGUGCAGCCCACCAGCACCCUCACCCUUCUCUCUCCUGGCUCCUGGGCCCUGCAGGGGGAGGGAGCAAAGUGGGAACAAGGGAUGAGAGGCAGACAAUGGGUAGCCGGUCCCCCAGCAUCCUCCACCCCUCCCCACAGUACUUCUGGCUGUUGGUCCUGUCCCGGGGGCUGGUGGGCAUCGGUGAGGCCAGCUACUCCACCAUCGCCCCCACUAUCAUUGGCGACCUCUUCACCAAGAACACGCGUACGCUCAUGCUGUCCGUCUUCUACUUCGCCAUCCCACUGGGCAGUGGCCUGGGCUACAUCACUGGCUCCAGCGUGAAGCAGGCAGCCGGAGACUGGCACUGGGCAUUGCGGGUGUCCCCUGUCCUGGGCAUGAUCACAGGAACACUCAUCCUCAUCCUGGUCCCGGCCACUAAAAGGGGCCAUGCUGACCAGCUCGGGGACCAGCUCAAGACCCGGACCUCAUGGCUCCGAGAUAUGAAGGCCCUGAUUCGAAACCGCAGCUACGUCUUCUCCUCCCUGGCCACGUCGGCUGUCUCCUUCGCCACAGGGGCCCUGGGCAUGUGGAUCCCGCUCUACCUGCACCGCGCCCAAGUUGUGCAGAAGACAGCGGAGACGUGCAACAGCCCGCCCUGUGGAGCCAAGGACAGUCUCAUCUUUGGGGCCAUCACCUGCUUUACGGGCUUUCUGGGUGUGGUCACGGGUGCAGGAGCCACGCGCUGGUGCCGCCUGAAGACCCAGCGGGCCGACCCACUGGUGUGUGCCGUGGGCAUGCUGGGCUCUGCCAUCUUCAUCUGCCUGAUCUUCGUGGCUGCCAAGAGCAGCAUUGUAGGGGCCUAUAUCUGUAUCUUCGUCGGGGAGACACUGCUGUUUUCUAACUGGGCCAUCACUGCAGACAUCCUCAUGUACGUGGUCAUCCCCACCCGGCGGGCCACUGCUGUGGCCUUGCAGAGCUUCACCUCCCACCUGCUGGGGGAUGCCGGGAGCCCCUACCUCAUUGGCUUUAUCUCAGACCUGAUCCGCCAGAGCACCAAGGACUCCCCGCUCUGGGAGUUCCUGAGCCUGGGCUACGCGCUCAUGCUCUGCCCCUUCGUCGUGGUCCUGGGUGGCAUGUUCUUCCUCGCCACCGCUCUCUUCUUCCUCAGCGACCGCGCCAAGGCUGAGCAGCAGGCUCUCCCACCUCCCCCUGGGGCUGACGAGGUCCCUGCCCAGCACCUCCGGUCAGCUGGCCCCCAGGACGCGAUGUGCCAGAGCAGUGCCCGGGCCCGGCCCCCGCUGAUGCGCCGCCCUGACCCCCGCCCGUCUCUCCCCCAGGGUGAACCAGCUGGUGAUGCCACCCGCAUCUGUGAAAGUCUGAGGUGGUGCCAUUGGGACAAUGAAGAACUCACAUUCCCACCUCGUCCGGGAGGUGUCCUACAGCGUCCGGGACCGGCUGGGCUGCCCCAAAGCUUUGUGUGUGAUCCACGGCUGGGCAUCCCCCCUCUCUGGCCUGGGCCUGCUGAGUGGCCCUGGCAUCAAGAAGAGGCUGUGUCCUCAGUUACCCUGGAAGGAUGUGUGUGUUGGAGCCACAUGGUUGGACAGAUUCCCAGCCCUAGGUUUGGGCUGCAGGGCCCCUGGGGCCAAGGAAGAAGACAGCCCCAAGUGGGUGUCCGGGGAGAGCCUGGCCUGCCACCAGCUUAUGUGAUCUUGGGCAAGUCCCUGCCCUCCCUGGAACGAAGGGCCAGGGGGCCAGACUUUCCCACACAACUUGCUGGGCAAAGCAGGAUCUGCAGCUUUGAAGACUCAACAGACCCUGGACCUUACAAAGAGCAGGUGGCCCAGGCCUCCGGGCAGCAGUCCCGGCUUUGAGGCUCACGUAAGGGCCUGGUGUGCGGGACCACUGCUUCUCAGCUGGGCCCCAGACCUCGGGGAUAUCGGACUCAACCUGGCAACUGAAGCUGGGCACCCAAGUCGCUGGGUACUCCCUGGCCUGGCUGGUCUCUCUGGAGGACACUAUCUCGGGUUGGCUCCUAGCCUGGAGGUCCCAGAUGGGGACUGUUCUGACAAGCUGGCAUCACCAGGGGUGAAGGCCCUGGCUGCAGCUGUACACCACCUGUGCCCCCAGGCUCGAGGGCUCUAGGAGGGACACACCAGCCCACCUCUGCAGGACUCCUCUCCCUGCCACCAGCCCCCAAGCCAGGAACCCACUCCCUCCCUGAGGCUGAGCCAAGCCUUUUCCAGGGGCAGGGCCCAGGAGACCAUUCCCAGAAUCCGUGGGGCAGCAGCCAGGGCUCCGGCUGCUGGAGGAAGCAGCUAUCCACAAAGCUUCCUGCCCCAGAGCUGAGGCCGAGGCCCCCGGGAGACGCCAGCCCCUACCCGCUGGUAUUCCACCAAAUGACCCUGGGGGCCAGGCCUUCGAUCACCCACGUCCCAUCCGUGCACACACCGGGAUGCGGCUGCCAACUUCACACCAGCCCCAACCCGCUUUGGGGGAGCUUACCUCCUGCGUCACACACUCCCUGCGCAUCUGCUGCAAUCGAGGUGGUUCUGGUGCGGGGGGGGCCUUGUGGCCAACAGGAGGCCCCAAGAGCCGGCUUGGACAAUGCUCUUCUUGCCCCUUAGUUACUGGCUGGCUGUGGCUUCAGUGGUGUGUAAGCUAGUGGAACACCCACCCACCAAGCUCUGGGGUCCCCUGGGGGUCUGACAAGAGGAUGGGGUGGGGGUGGUAUCCCCCAAAGACCAGCCUCCACCCCCACUCCAGCCUCAGCCUCAGUGGGGCCCCAGCCAUGUUUUCUUGUUGUACAAGAACCAGGUCCGAGUGUUGCCUCCUCUUCCUUCCGGAAGCCAAACUGCUCCUUUAUUUUUUAGGGCUGCUGAUUGUGAAUCUCAGAGUCUUAAGAGAGAAGCCAAAUAUAUUCCUCUUGUAAAUGAAGAAAUAAACCUAUUUAAAUCA
Messenger RNA from Cercocebus atys (sooty mangabey), 3732 nucleotides. RefSeq names its product spinster homolog 2 (Drosophila) (gene SPNS2). The transcript is spliced from 10 exons. Gene Ontology annotation, biological process: sphingosine-1-phosphate receptor signaling pathway; transmembrane transport; lipid transport. NCBI's taxonomy places the organism in Eukaryota, Metazoa, Chordata, Mammalia, Primates, Cercopithecidae. Gene Ontology annotation, molecular function: transmembrane transporter activity; sphingolipid intramembrane carrier activity. Gene Ontology annotation, cellular component: membrane. Bases 672 to 2648 code for a protein of 658 amino acids. The record is from RefSeq and is a predicted model, not a curated record.